Messenger RNA from Trichoderma aggressivum f. europaeum, 711 nucleotides. RefSeq lists its product as uncharacterized. The transcript has a single exon. Gene Ontology annotation, biological process: regulation of DNA-templated transcription. Lineage: Eukaryota; Fungi; Ascomycota; Sordariomycetes; Hypocreales; Hypocreaceae. Bases 1 to 711 code for a protein of 236 amino acids. The record is from RefSeq and is a predicted model, not a curated record.
AUGGCUCGCAUUCAAUUUGGUAUUCUCGCUUACGACUAUCAAGUCGUUGACGUGGUUGGUCCAACUGACCUUCUCGGCUCCCUCGCCAAAGAAUUCUUAGAAGGCUUACAACUCCUCGGCCCUGUUGAUAAAGCUGUUAUUGAUGGGGCUCCGCAAUUUGACUUUCAUCAUAUUGGUGUUACUCGCGACCCGGUACUCCUGACUAGCUCGAUGAGCAUUGUGCCUACGACGACUGUUGACGAGUGUCCUGAGCUGGACAUUUUGUUAAUGGGAGGGCCAAACCCACUCACUUUCGAAUUGCACCCCAAAUUCUCGGAGUUUAUUCGUCGCCAUGUCGCUGCAGGGAAGUUGCUCUUUACCAAUUGCACCGGCGCCUCCGUGGCGGCGGAGACGGGCGUCCUUGACGGAAAGAAUGCGACAGUCAACAACGUCGAAUUCGAAUAUGCGAAAAAGAAAUUCCCCAACGUUAAAUGGACAAGAGACACGAAGUGGGUUGUUGAUGGCAAUAUCUGGACAGGAUCUGGCGCUAUCGCGGGUAUGGAUAUGUUUGCACACUGGCUGAAGGAGAAUUAUGGCCUGGAUGUUCUUGUCCAGGCAGCCAUGCUCCUUGAUUACGAACCAAGGGAUAUUAAUGGCGUACUAAACGUCAUUCCAAAGAGGUUCGAUGCGAAUGGAAAGCAAAUCUUCACGCAUGUAUACUCUUACCAUUAG